Abrus precatorius (Indian licorice) is the source of this 3277-nucleotide messenger RNA. Its product is annotated as DNA repair protein RAD16-like. The record is from RefSeq and is a predicted model, not a curated record. Gene Ontology annotation, molecular function: ATP-dependent chromatin remodeler activity; ATP binding. The coding region runs from base 181 to 2943 and encodes 920 amino acids. Lineage: Eukaryota; Viridiplantae; Streptophyta; Magnoliopsida; Fabales; Fabaceae. The transcript is spliced from 16 exons.
AGCACUGGAGGAUCCACUAUUGUAGAAGUGUCCCUUCCCGCCGUUUGAGUCGCAAAAAGUGUGAAGCGAGUGCGUUUACUGUUAAGCCAUCGACGUCUCUUUGAUCUUUACGAAAAACCUCUCUUCAUUUCGAAACCCUAAAACUCUCUCUCUUUCUCUCUUGCUCUGUUUCCUCCUUCAAUGGAGCUUCGUUCUCGUCGACGCCUUUCCAAUUCCAUGUCAUCCGAAGGGAAGGAGAUGCAGCGGAGGGAUGCUUUUGGGGAAGUUGAAUUUAAUGCUCAGUGCAGCUUUAAUACCAAUGAAGACGUUUAUGGUACAUUUUCAAGAUCGGAUUCUAAUUAUGAAGAUGAAGACUUUGGUGGGCACUUGCUGUUUGACUUGAAUCAGGAACCAACUUCAAGCGUUAGUGUUUCUGAUGGAGAAGAUAAUGUUUCUGAUUCAUCUGAUGGUAGCAACCCUUUAUCUAAAAGGGGAAAGGUGCAAUCCAGAAAGAAAAGAAAAAAAAUGAAGUUGAAAAAUGGAGUAAACAGUGAUGUAGAGAAAAUGAUGGAGCAGGGGGAUAAUGAGGAAUACUCAAUAGCUUUCCGUCAAUCGGUUCUCAUCAAUUUGACUAACGUGAAAAAGAAGAAAAAGGUGAAAAAAACAAAGGAAGAUUCUAAGACAGUGUUAUUGUGGAAUGUUUGGGAAGAGGAGCAAGAGAGAUGGAUUGAUGAGAAUAUGUUUAUAGAUAUUAACUUAGAUAAUGAGAGUGAAACAAUGAAUGAAACUGCUGAUGCAUCCUCAGAUCUGACUAUGCCUUUGCUAAGGUAUCAAAGGGAAUGGUUAGCCUGGGCUUUGAAACAGGAAAGGUCUGCAACUAGAGGAGGAAUCCUUGCUGAUGAAAUGGGAAUGGGGAAGACUAUUCAAGCAAUUGCCCUUGUCCUUGCCACGCGUGAAUUCCAUCAGAUGAGUUGUGAACCAGAUAAACCGCUGCCUUCACCAGGGUCAUCAAAAACAUUACCUACAGUCAAAGGAACACUUGUCGUAUGUCCUGUGGUUGCUGUCACUCAGUGGGUUGGUGAAAUUGAUCGGUUUACAUUGAAAGGAAGCACCAAGGUGCUGGUUUAUCAUGGGGCAAGGAGAGGGAAGAGUUGUGAACAGUUUUCUGAGUAUGAUUUUGUAAUAACCACAUACUCUAUUGUUGAGUCUGAGUACAGAAAGUAUAUGAUGCCUCCUAAGGAGAAGUGUCCGUACUGUGGAAAAUUAUUUUACCAGAAUAAGUUAUCUUAUCACCAGAUGUAUUUUUGUGGACCUUAUGCAGUUAGAACAGAAAAACAAUCAAAGCAAAAUAAGAAAAAGAAAGGGGAUGUUACUGAACAGAAGAUCAAAGAAUCAAAGUGCCAGAAUGGAGAAUUGGAACAGGGUUUUGUCAAGAAAAAAGGAGAGGAAUUGCUCGUCAGAAUGGAAGACUCAGAUGUGGUAAGCAAGGAGAAGUCAUUUUUACAUGCUGUAAAGUGGCAGAGGAUCAUACUGGAUGAGGCACAUUAUAUAAAAUCUAGACAUUGCAACACUGCAAAAGCAGUUCUUGCUUUAGAGUCUUCCUACAGAUGGGCAUUAAGUGGUACACCCCUUCAGAACCGUGUUGGAGAGCUAUAUUCUCUGGUUCGAUUUCUUCAAAUAGUUCCUUAUUCCUACUACUUGUGCAAGGAUUGUGAUUGCAUGACACUUGAUCAUAGCUCCUCUAAACAAUGUUCAAACUGCAGCCACAGUUCUGUUAGACAUUUCUGUUGGUGGAACAAAUAUAUUGCCACACCAAUUCAAUCAUAUGGAUAUGGUGAUUAUGGGAGAAGAGCAAUGAUAUUGCUUAAACACAAAAUUUUAAAGAACAUAGUUCUAAGGCGCACUAAAGUAGGCAGGGCUGCUGAUCUUGCACUUCCUCCAAGAAUUGUUUCAUUGAGGAGGGAUAGCCUGGAUAUAAAAGAGCAAGACUAUUAUGAGUCGUUAUACAAUGAAAGUCAGGCACAGUUUAAUACAUAUGUUGAAGCGAAUACUUUGAUGAAUAAUUAUGCUCAUAUAUUUGACCUCCUCACACGGCUACGGCAGGCUGUUGAUCAUCCGUAUCUUGUGGUAUAUUCUCCAACUGCAGCAUUAAGAGGUGGGAACUUGGCUAGUAAUGGUGACGUUGAACAAGCAUGUGAUCUUUGUCAUGAUGCAGUAGAAGAUCCUGUGGUAACCUCUUGUGAGCAUAUUUUUUGCAAGGCAUGCUUGAUAGACUUCUCUGCUUCCUUGGGACGACUAUCAUGCCCCUCAUGCUCUAAAUUACUUACAGUUGAUUUAGCUUCCAACAAGGAUAUUGGGGUUCAGGCUAUUAAUAAAACAACAAUUAAGGGUUUCAGGUCCUCUAGCAUUUUAAACAGAAUUCAGCUGGAGAACUUUCAGACAAGCACUAAAAUAGAGGCAUUGAGAGAAGAAAUUAGAUUUAUGGUUGAAAGGGAUGGUUCUGCCAAAGGGAUUGUUUUUAGCCAGUUCACAUCAUUCUUGGAUCUCAUAAACUACUCCCUGCACAAGUCAGGGGUAUCUUGCGUUCAGUUGAAUGGAAGCAUGACAUUGGCUGCUAGGGAUACUGCCAUUAAAAGAUUUACUGAUGAUCCAGACUGCAAAAUUUUCCUCAUGAGCUUGAAAGCUGGAGGUGUUGCUCUCAAUCUGACAGUAGCAUCACAUGUUUUCCUUAUGGACCCUUGGUGGAACCCUGCAGUGGAGCGUCAGGCUCAAGACAGAAUUCACCGGAUAGGUCAAUACAAACCAAUCAGAAUUGUGAGAUUUGUCAUUGAAAACACAAUCGAGGAAAGGAUUUUGAAGCUCCAAGAAAAGAAGGAGCUAGUGUUUGAAGGGACUAUCGGUGGCUCUUCUGAAGCUCUGGGGAAAUUGACAGAGGCUGAUCUGAAAUUUCUCUUUGUCACUUAAACCUGAUUUUUGGCGGCAAAAUCUGUGGCUACAUUCUGAUAUGCAUUUUGCAGAAUUAUUUUUUGAUGAUAUUUAUCAUGUAAAUACGCUGUAGCUUAUCAAUAUCAAUUUGCAGUAAAUGCACUAGCUGUAAAAAGGUAUGUAUUAUCCCACUUAACAUUUUACAUGCUACGAUGCUGUUGAAUGCUAACCAGUGGGAUUUUGAUGCACCAGGAUUUGUAUUACAAAAAAAGAAGUUAACUUGUGAGUUAUAAAAACCUUAACCACAAAAGAUGUCUUGGAGUCAUCGGAGAUUGAAUCUUCGUUUUUAUAUGACUACUAAUACCUUGCAGGU